This is a messenger RNA of Vanrija pseudolonga, 3099 nucleotides long. RefSeq names its product Chitin synthase 1. NCBI's taxonomy places the organism in Eukaryota, Fungi, Basidiomycota, Tremellomycetes, Trichosporonales, Trichosporonaceae. Gene Ontology annotation, molecular function: chitin synthase activity. Gene Ontology annotation, cellular component: cell septum; cell periphery. The record is from RefSeq and is a predicted model, not a curated record. The transcript is spliced from 11 exons. Bases 1 to 3099 code for a protein of 1032 amino acids.
AUGGACCCGCGCAAUCCAUACAACGACCCAGGCGCAGCCACAGGCAACGGCGCGCAGGGCUACCCACCUGGCGCUGGCCACCUCGACGUCGGCCAGUCCCAGCCCCAGACUCAGCCCGAGGCAGCCCCCAGCUGGGCGUCUCGCCCCGUCGCCUCUGGACCCCCAACCCGUGCCCCGUCGCCGACGCACAACGGUCGCUGGGAGGAAUCCGAGGAGCACCAGUCCCUCACCCAAAAUGCCAUCCCUGCGGGCGGCUACUCGAACCCGUACGAGCCCACUGCGUAUGACCAGAACCCGUACGCUUCGAACCCGGCCCCGUACGAAGCAGGAAACGCUGCACCAGGCGCCCAGGCCCCCGCCUCAGGUAGUGGUGGUGGUCGCAUUCGCUUCGGUGGCACUCCUCGCCCCGGCCGCUCACCUGCGCCGCCCUACUCGUACCCACCCAACGCCGACGGCCGCUAUGCACCCCUCGACUCGGAGCUCGACCUUCCGGCUGGUGGCUACAACGGCGGUGGCUACAAUGGUGGCGGCUACAACGGCGGCGGACCCCUGCCCCCUGGUGUGGGCCCCAGCGGACCCUAUGCCUUCCUUGACAUGCCCGUCGCCAUGCCCGCGGGCUCGCGCGCAGCCCGUGACCACGAGUUCAUGCAGCGUCAGAACACAACCUUGCGCCGCGGCAUGACCCGCAAGGUCAAGCUCACUGCUGGCCACUGGAUUCAAGAGUACGCCGUCCCAACCGCUAUCUCCGCCAAGGUCGAGAGCCAGUACCUCGCCCAAGGGCAGAAGAACGAAUUUACCCACAUGCGUUACACUGCUGCCACUUGCGACCCCGAUGACUUUACGGUCGAGAACGGGUGGAACCUUCGUGCAAAGCAGUGGGGACGCGAGACCGAGCUUCUGAUUGCCGUGACGAGCUACAAUGAGGACAAGGUGCUCUAUUCUCGUACCCUUCACGCACUCAUGGAAAACAUUCGCGACAUUUGCAACACCAAGGCGUCCAAGCACUGGAGAAGCUGCGCCGAGUCUGGUAGGCCAGCAUGGCAGCGUAUCACCAUCUGCCUCGUCGCCGAUGGUCUUGAGCCUAUGGACACGUCGGUGCUUGACCUUCUCGCUACUGUUGGUGUCUUCCAGGACGGUAUCAUGAAGAAGUCGGUCAACAACAAGCCCACCGUGGCCCACAUCUUCGAGUACACCACCCAGUUAUCGGUCAAUGCCAAGCUCCAGUACGUCGUCCCCACUCCGGGUGACAAGGAGCCCCUCGUCCCGGUGCAGAUCAUCUUUGUCCUCAAGCAGGCCAACGCCAAGAAGAUCAACUCGCACAGGUGGCUGUUCAAUGCCAUUGGUCGUCAGCUCAACCCCGACAUCUGUGUCCUGCUCGACGCCGGUACCAAGCCAGGCCACAAGGCCGUCUAUUACCUACUGACAUUGCAGAACAACAACAAUCUGGGUGGCGCUUGUGGCGAGAUUCACGCCAUGAUCGAAAAGGGCAAGAAGCUCAUCAACCCGCUCGUCGCUGCUCAGAACUUUGAGUACAAGAUGUCCAACAUCCUCGACAAGCCGCUUGAAAGCUCCUUUGGCUACGUGUCGGUGCUUCCCGGUGCCUUCUCAGCGUAUCGCUUCAAGGCGAUCCAGGGCCGCCCACUCGAGCAGUACUUCCACGGUGACCACACCAUGGCCGCACGCCUGGGCAAGAAGGGAGUCAACGGCAUGGGCAUCUUCACCAAGAACAUGUUCCUUGCCGAGGACCGUAUCCUCUGCUUCGAGCUCGUCGCCAAGGCCGGCUGCAAGUGGACGCUCGCGUACGUCAAGCCCUCCAAGGCCGAGACCGACGUGCCCGAGCAGGCCGCCGAGCUCAUCGGUCAGCGCCGUCGCUGGCUCAACGGUUCCUUUGCUGCCUCUGUGUACGCCACCAUCCGCUUCUACCGCAUCUACAGAAGCUCGCACAACCCAAUCCGCAUGUUCUUCUUCCACAUUCAGGCCCUCUACAACAUUGCCAACCUCAUCUUUGCGUGGUUUGCCCUCGCCAACAUGUGGCUCACCUUCUCGCUCAUCAUCCAGCUGCUUCCCAACAUCCCAAACCCGGUUUUCAUCUUUGGCAACCUUACGAUUGUGAGCAGCAUACCCAUUGGCGGCACUGACCAACAGACGCACUGGGUGAACUUAGCCCUCGAGUGGAUCUACCUUGCCUUCCUCGCACUGCAGUUCAUUAUGGCCCUCGGCAACCGCCCCAAGGGCGAGAAGGGGCUGUACAUUUUGACUUUCGUCGUCUAUGCCAUUCUGUCGGCCUAUCUCAUCGUGUGCUCUAUCUGGCUUUCGGUCAAAGCGUUCGCCAACGCGCUGAAUGCGGGCGGGGCGACUACGGCGUUGCAGAAGCUGGGCAACCUCGUCCAAGCCUCGAAUGGUGUGCUCGUGGCCGCCCUCGCGUCCACCAUUGGUAUCUACCUCAUCGCGUCGAUCAUGUACGCCGACCCAUGGCACAUGUUCUCCUCCUUCCCUCAGUACCUGCUCAUGGCCCCGAGUUUCACCAAUGUGCUCAACGUCUACGCCUUCUGCAACCUGCACGACGUGUCGUGGGGCACCAAGGGAAGUGACAAGGCCGAAGCGCUGCCGGAUGUGAAGACUGGCGAGAAGGGCGAUGCGGUCGAGGAAACCACGAUGGACGAGGGUGACUUGAACAAGUCGUUCGAGGAGACUGUCAAGCGUACGACUACUCCACUUAAGAUUGUUGUCGAAAAGGAGACGCCCAACAUGGAUGACCAAAACAAGACGUUCCGUACCAGGCUUGUGGCUGUGUGGCUCCUGAGCAACGGUGCGCUCGCCAUUUUUAUCCAGUUCGCCAACGGCAUCGACAUGGCGGCGUCGCAGGCCGCCAAGUGCUUUGGACAGGACCAGUCCAAUGGUGUGAACUUCAACUUCACUUCGACCAAGAUCUGCGUCUCCAACGCUGUCCAGCUUCAGGACACGGAUCUCCACAACAAGCAGCAGGCCUACUUCGCGUUCCUCCUCUGGGCCACGUUUGGCCUCACGGCUGUGCGCUUCGUCGGGUGCCUGUGGUUCUGGAUCAAGCGCCAGGGCGGCCGCUGGUUCCGCAAGAACUAA